Molecule: messenger RNA, 534 nt
Organism: Ogataea philodendri
Lineage: Eukaryota; Fungi; Ascomycota; Pichiomycetes; Pichiales; Pichiaceae
Exons: 1
Coding region: 1-534 (177 amino acids)
Biological process (GO): protein peptidyl-prolyl isomerization; protein folding
Molecular function (GO): peptidyl-prolyl cis-trans isomerase activity
Source: RefSeq, a predicted model, not a curated record
AUGUUCAAAAGAGCUUUCUCCACCUCGCGUGCCAACCUUGUCAAGUGCUAUUUCGACAUCGCCAUCAAUGGCGAGAAACAGCCUCGUGUCGUGUUUGACCUGUACGACAAGGUCGUUCCAAAGACCGCCGAGAACUUCAGAGCACUGUGUACCGGCGAGAAGGGCUUUGGAUACAAGGACUCCAUUUUCCACAGAGUGAUUCCUAGCUUCAUGUUGCAGGGUGGAGACAUCACCCACUUCAACGGGUACGGCGGCCGGUCGAUCUACGGCGAGCGGUUUGCCGACGAGAGCUUCGAGAAGAAGCACUCCAAGCCGGGUUUGUUGUCCAUGGCCAAUGCCGGUCCAAACACCAACGGAUCGCAGUUCUUCAUUACCACGAUCCCAUGUCCAUGGUUGGACGGUGCCCACGUUGUUUUCGGCGAGGUUGUCGAGGGAUACGACACCACCGUCAAGAAGAUCGAGAGCAUUGGCUCCGACUCCGGCCGUGUUGCUGGCGAGGUCAAAAUCGUUGACUCUGGCGAGUUGAAGGAAUAA